CAACACUGUUUGGUUUGAAGGAAAAACGUCAAGUUAACUGAACGAACCGCACAGUUUCAAAGAGUUCCUUCCAAUCUCAAACAUCUCCAGAAAAACGAAAACGUAUAUUUAUUCAUUCACAAACCGCAUAAUCUAAACGUGAAAACCAAAAAAAUGUAAAGUUAGUUUAGUUACUUAUUCACAACUUGGAACCAAAAAUCAGAAAAAAAGCGAUUCUGAAAUAAUCGAUGGGAAACAAAAUAGCGCGAACGACGCAAGUUUCAGCAUCGGAGUAUUACCUACACGAGUUACCAUCAACGUACAAUUUAGUUCUGAAAGAAGUUCUUGGACGCGGUCGUUUCUUCAAAUCGAUUCAGUGUAAACACGAUGAAGGUUUGGUUCUCGUUAAGGUUUAUUUCAAACGCGGUGAUUUCAUCGAUCUUUCCGAUUAUGAACGCCGAUUAUCUCAGAUUAAAGAUAUUUUCAGCACUAUUGAUCAUCCUCAUGUUUGGCCUUUUCAGUUUUGGCAAGAAACAGAUAAAGCAGCUUACCUUUUGAGGCAAUAUUUCUUCCAUAAUUUGCAUGAUCGCUUAAGCACUCGACCUUUUCUUAGUUUAGUUGAGAAGAAAUGGUUGGCUUUUCAGUUGCUUUUAGCUGUAAAACAGAGCCACGAGAAGGGAGUGUGUCAUGGUGAUAUCAAGUGUGAAAAUGUGCUAGUUACGUCCUCAAAUUGGCUUUUUCUUGCUGACUUUGCAUCUUUCAAACCCACAUACAUUCCGUAUGAUGACCCAUCUGAUUUCUCUUUUUUCUUUGACACGGGUGGAAGAAGACUCUGUUAUCUGGCGCCUGAGAGAUUUUAUGAAAAUGGAGGGGAGAUGCAGUUGGCACAUGAUGCACCCCUAAAGCCAUCUAUGGAUUUAUUUGCUGUCGGGUGUGUAAUUGCUGAACUUUUCCUCGAAGGCCAACCACUAUUUGAACUGUCUCAACUUCUUGCGUAUCGCAGAGGGCAACAUGAUCCAAGUCAACAUCUUGAAAAAAUACCAGAUAUUGGAACCCGCAAGAUGAUUCAACACAUGAUUCAGUUGGAACCAGAGUCUCGAUUUUCUGCUGAAAUAUAUUUGAAGGAAUUUGCUGGAGUUGUAUUCCCUACCUAUUUUUCACCAUUUCUGCAUGAUUUUUACCGUUGCUGGACUCCUCUCAAUUCUGAUAUGAGGGUUUUACUAUGCCAGAGUGCUUUCCAGGAGAUACUUAAACAAAUGAUGAACAAGCAGUCAUCUGAUGAUGCAGGUGUUACUUCUGGAGAGCUUUUAGAAGAGAUGGUUGCCAAAGAAAGCGUGAGUUUCAUGAAGGACUCACGAAGGAAACGAGAGGACAUGGGAAAAGGAUUAGUUCAUGAUCAGUAUGAACUUCUUGGUGAUAUUAAUAGCCUACUGAGGGAUUCUAAAAAUAAUAAUAAGAAUCCAUCAGGUAAUCAGCAAGUAACAGGAAAUUCACAAAAUUCUACCUUUCCUGAAAAUCUGAAAAGUUUGCAGUCUCCUGGUGAGCUGCUUCAAACUAUCUCGAAUGCAUUUCGAGGAAAUGAUCAUCCCUUUUUGAGAAGUAUUACUAUGAACAACUUAAAUUCAUUGAUGUCCGAGUAUGAUAGUCAGUCUGAUACAUUUGGAACACCAUUUCUACCGUUACCAAAUGAUAGUAUGAGAUGUGAAGGGAUGGUUUUGAUAACUUCUUUGUUGUGCUCAUGCAUACGCAAUGUCAAGUUGCCUCACCUAAGGAGGGCAUCUGUACUCUUGUUGAAGGCUUCUGCCCUAUAUAUUGACGAUGAGGAUCGGUUGCAGCGUGUUAUCCCAUAUGUAAUUGCAAUGCUUUCUGAUCCUGCAGCAAUUGUGCGUUGUGCUGCUUUGGAAACUUUGUGUGACAUUCUUCCCAUAGUGCGGGAUUUUCCUCCUAGUGAUGCAAAGAUAUUUCCCGAGUAUAUUUUUCCUAUGCUUUCUAUGCUUCCCGAUGAUCCCGAGGAAAGUGUGAGGAUAUGCUAUGCCAGCAAUAUAGCUAAGCUGGCACUUACUGCUUAUGGAUUUUUGAUACACUCAAUAAGCUUGAGUGAGGCAGGUGUCCUUGAUGAACUGAGUUUGCCACAGAAACCAUUGACAUCAUCCACUCAGACCUCUGGGAGAAUGAAGAUGAUAAAUAGUGAUGUCCAGCUUCUGCAGCUGAGGAAAUCAAUUGCAGAGGUUGUUCAGGAACUUGUUAUGGGUCCAAAGCAAACACCAAAUAUUAGGAGAGCACUUCUUCAGGAUAUUGGUAAACUUUGCUACUUCUUUGGUGUGAGACAGAGUAAUGACACUCUCUUACCUAUCCUUCCUGCCUUCUUAAAUGAUCGAGAUGAGCAAUUAAGGACGGUAUUCUACGAAAAGAUUGUUUACGUCUGUCUUUUUGUGGGCCAAAGAAGUGUAGAGGAAUAUCUAUUACCUUACAUUGAGCAAGCUUUAAGUGAUAUGACAGAAGCUGUCAUUGUUAGAGCCUUAGAAUGUUUGGCUAUUCUAUGCAAAAGUGGGUUCUUCCGGAAGAGGAUAUUGCUUCAAAUGAUAGAGCGUGCCUUUGCUUUAUUGUGUUAUCCCAGUGAAUGGGUACGAAGAUCGGUUGUCUCUUUCAUUGCUGCUAGCAGUGAGAGCCUGGGUGCAGUGGAUUCUUAUGUUUUUCUUGCUCCUGUUAUACGUCCUUUCCUUCGCAGACAACCUGUGUCUCUUGCUUCAGAGAAAGCUCUUUUGUCAUGUUUAAAACCUCCUGUCUCAAGACAGGUUUUCUAUGAAGUUUUGGAGAACUCCAGGAGUUCGGACAUGCUAGAAAGACAGAGAAAGAUAUGGUAUAGUUCAUCACAGUCUAAAAUAUGGGAAAUGGAUUUACUGAAAAAAGGAAUCGAUGAGUUGGACUCAUUAAAGAGCUGGGCUGACAAGCAACACAGUCCUGGGCUUCAACAUAGUCCUACCCUCCAACAGCCAGGACUAACUGAUUGUGACAAAGCUGAGUCAAAAUUAAGAGAUAUGGGGGCCUUUAUGCAUAAUGAUAGCAAUAUGGCAGGAAAUCGUGAUACACAGUGCUUGGACAAGUUACAGUUUUCGGGAUUUAUGUCACCAACCUUUAGUGGUGUAAACAGUUUAACAUAUGACAAGCCAUCAGAAGGCAUACCUUUAUACUCCUUCAGUGUGGACAGGAGAGGAAUGGGAGUACCUCCUGCAGCAUCUGAUUCUCCAUUACAAAUGAAUUCUCUGGGUGUUAGUUCAUCUGCAAUGCCUUGGGUUAAUCCACUUAGUAAGUCCUUUAAUUUGGCCAAUUCAGUUCCAUCACCAAAGCUCUUUUCAGGUUCUUUUAGCAUCAACAAUGGUUCUAAACAGUUCCACCGAGUGGUACACGAACCAGAUCCUAAGGAAAAUGAGACAGCCUUUGCCACUAGCACAUUUCAAGAUGUGGGACUAUCUUCUAAUAUUAAAGGUACAUCAAUUUCACUAGAAGAUGCUACUACCCAAGCUGAUAUAUCAGGAUUUCAAUCUUUUGCUCGAACAUCCAUCCCUGAUUCUGGUUGGAAGCCGCGUGGGGUGUUGGUUGCACACCUCCAGGAGCACCGUUCAGCAGUUAGUGACAUAGCAGUUUCUUCUGACAACAGCUUUUUUGUGAGUGCAUCAGAUGACUCUACAGUCAAGAUUUGGGAUUCCAGAAAGCUAGAAAAAGACAUUUCAUUCAGGUCAAAGCUAACUUAUCACCUGGAGGGAAGCCAUGCGUUAUGUGUGGCAAUGCUUCCAGGUUCAGCUCAAGUAAUAGUUGGAGCAUCUGAUGGAUUUAUUCAUACGUUUUCUGUUGAUCAUAUCUCUAGAGGUCUAGGAAAUGUUGUUGAGAAGUAUUCUGGUAUUGCUGAUAUCACAAAGAAGGACACCAAAGAAGGUGCCAUACUUGGCCUAUUAAAUAGCCCUGUGGAUAAUAAUAGCAUUAUGUAUAGCACCCAGAACUGUGGCAUCCAUCUAUGGGAUACGAGGUCAAAUUCCAAUUCUUGGACACUGAAAGCUACUCCCGAGGAGGGCUACGCCUUGUCCCUAGCAUCAGGGCCUUGUUCCAACUGGUUUGUAUCAGGGUCUUCCAGGGGUGUAAUUACACUUUGGGAUCUGAGAUUUCUUGUACCCGUAAACUCUUGGAAGUAUUCUAUUGCAUGUCCUAUAGAAAAAAUUUGUCUCUUCCUUCCUCCUCCAAAUACUUCUCUGUCUUCAACCACUAGGCCCCUUGUUUAUGUGGCUGCGGGUUGCAAUGAAGUUUCUCUUUGGAAUGCAGAGAAUGCUAGCUGCCACCAGGUAUUGAGGACGGCCAAUUAUGACACUGAUGCAGAAAUGUCCGAUCUGCCUUGGGCCUUGGCCAAAUCUUCAAGUAAGGCGACUUCUCAGUCAGAUCCAAGACGAAAUGUUAAUCGCAAGUAUAGAGUCGAUGAGCUAAAUGAGCCUCCGCCUCGUCUUCCCGGUAUUCGCACAUUACUUCCCUUACCAGGGGGUGAUUUAUUGACUGGUGGCACUGAUUUAAAGAUACGUCGAUGGGAUCAUUACAGUCCUGACAGAAGCUACUGCAUCUGUGGACCAAACCUAAAAGGAGUUGGAAUUGAUGAUUUUUAUGAAACAAAAUCUAGUUUUGGAGUGCAAGUUGUACAGGAGACAAAAAGACGUCCUCUUGCAACCAAGCUGACACCAAAGGCAAUUCUUGCAGCUGCUGCCACUGAUUCUGCCGGUUGCCAUCGUGAUUCUAUUGUUUCUGUGGCUUCGGUUAAGUUAAACCAGAGACUUCUACUUUCUAGUGGUAGAGAUGGGGCCAUCAAGGUUUGGAAGUAAAAUACUAAUGUGGAUCUUUGUAUUGUUGUACAUAAUUAGAAAUUCGUGAUAAGCUAGAACUGUACAUAAAGUAUAGGAACUAAUCAAUUAGACCUUCAUUACAGUCCCCCUUCCCUUGAUUUUCCGAAUUUUUUGGUGUACUCUUGAUCUGUACAGCAGGUGUUAUUAUUAAUAGAGAAUUAGAUAAUAAAUUUGUUAA
Molecule: messenger RNA, 5037 nt
Organism: Trifolium pratense (red clover)
Lineage: Eukaryota; Viridiplantae; Streptophyta; Magnoliopsida; Fabales; Fabaceae
Product: serine/threonine-protein kinase VPS15
Exons: 11
Coding region: 228-4838 (1536 amino acids)
Biological process (GO): autophagy of peroxisome; macroautophagy; late endosome to vacuole transport
Cellular component (GO): phosphatidylinositol 3-kinase complex, class III, type II; phosphatidylinositol 3-kinase complex, class III, type I; late endosome
Molecular function (GO): ATP binding; protein binding; protein serine/threonine kinase activity
Source: RefSeq, a predicted model, not a curated record